Molecule: messenger RNA, 402 nt
Organism: Parascedosporium putredinis
Lineage: Eukaryota; Fungi; Ascomycota; Sordariomycetes; Microascales; Microascaceae
Source: the annotation of a GenBank genome assembly
AUGUCCGCCCCUGCUCCCACCCGCCGCAUCGCGGCCCGUCAUCUUACCCUCUUCUCCAUGUACGUCCCCGCCAUCGCCGCCGCCCUCGAACCCCGCUCCUCCGUCGCCAUCGUCGGCAUCGAGUCCCACAUCUGCGUCACCCAGACCGCCCUCGAUCUCCUCGCCGCCGGCCACGCCGUCUACGUCCUCGCCGAUGCCGUGAGCUCUUGUAACCCCGAAGAGGUCCCCGUCGCUCUUCGCAGGCUCGCCGCCGCCGGCGUCGCUGUCACCACGACCGAGUCGUGGAUCUACGAGGUCAUGGGCGACGCUUCCAUCCCCGCCUUCAAGGAUGUGAUCAAGAUCGUCAAGGACUCCGGUGAGGAUACCAAGAUUGCUCUCAAGGCUCUGACUCCUAGGAUCUGA